UUAAAGGAGCCUUCGUCUUUCGCUUCUUCUCUAAAAACCCACUCAUUUCCACUUCAGCUUCAGCUUAAUCUCCAGAUCGUAUCGAUCCUUACAAAGUUUCUGGCUUUCGUAUUGAUCUGUGGCUGCAACUUAUUUCUAGGGCUUGCUCGGCAUGUGCAGCGGCUCAAAGAGCAAACUUUUCUCUCCGGAAACCCUAACGGAAGGUGAACUCAGGAGGCAGAAAGAACAAGCCAUGUCGGGAUUGCUCGAAUUCGCUGCCUGCGAUGAUCUUACAGCCUUCAGGAGGGAGGUCGAAGAGAAGGGGCUUGGCGUGGACGAGUCAGGCUUCUGGUAUUGCAGAAGGGUCGGGUCCAAUAAGAUGGGGUUCGAAGAGAGGACCCCUCUCAUGGUUGCCGCCAUGUAUGGCAGUACUGAGAUUCUGAAGUAUAUAAUCUCCACAGGCAAAGCCGAUGUGAACAGAGUUUGCGGCCAAGAGAGGGUCACUGCCCUUCACUGUGCUGUUGCUGGCUGCGCCUGGUCAGUGGUUGAGGUCAUCAAGAUCUUGCUCGAUGCCUCUGCUGUCUCCAACUGCGUUGAUGCUAAUGGGAACAAGCCCUCGGACCUGGUCGCUCUUUUUUCGAGGUUCGUGACCACACCGAAACGAAAAGCUGUGGAAUUGUUGCUGAGAGGCGGUGUCGGGUCGGCUAGUUUGGUUGAUUAUGUCCUUAGCCAGGAGAAAGAUGGGGAAGACUCCAAGAGUUUGGCUACUCCGACGACAAAAUAUCCGGCCGAUGCGUCUCUUCCGGACAUCAACCAAGGGAUAUACGGAACAGAUGAGUUCAGGAUGUACAGUUUCAAGGUUAAGCCUUGCUCCAGGGCUUACUCCCAUGAUUGGACCGAGUGCCCGUUUGUUCACCCGGGCGAGAACGCGAGGAGACGGGACCCGAGGAAGUAUCCUUACACAUGUGUUCCCUGUCCCGAGUUUCGUAAAGGGUCAUGUCCCAAGGGAGAUUCCUGUGAGUACGCGCAUGGUGUUUUUGAGUCAUGGCUUCACCCGGCACAGUACAAAACUAGGCUUUGCAAGGACGAAACGGGUUGUGCCCGUAAAGUUUGCUUCUUUGCCCACAAACCCGAGGAGUUACGGCCCGUUAACGCGUCCACCGGUUCGGCCAUGUUUUCACCGAGGUCUAACUGUUCUCAGACUCCGGUUAGCAGCAUGGAUAUGUCGGUUAUGUCUCCGCUGACCCUCGGUUCAUCAUCAGCUCUGUCAUAUUCCUCGAGUGUUUCUACGCCACCGAUUUCUCCACUGAACUGCAAUGGGGGCUCUUUGUCUCCAAGAAACGGAGGGUUAUGGCAGAACAGAGUUAACAACCUUAAUGUAAACGUUACUCCUCCAGCUUUGCAGCUUCCGAGUAGCCGAUUGAAAUCCGCUUUGAAUGCCCGUGAUUUCGAUAUCGAGAUGGAAUUGAGGCUUCUCGGUUUGGAUAACCAGAAUGGCCAAAUGGGUUUUGGGUCAUUCGAUUCUUUCUCUUCCUCCAUGGCUUCUCCACGGCAACAGAGCUUAUCCUCUUCAACUCUAUCACAGUUGCAAUCUCCAAGCCGGAUUUCUCAGAUCAGCCAAAACAUGAGCUACCACCCAUCUUCACCUGCGAGAAAAUCUCAACAACCCGCUCCAGGAUUCGACACGUCGGCAGCUGUGGCAGCCGCGGUGAUGAACUCGAGAUCCUCGGCCUUUGCAAAACGCAGCAUGAGCUUCAAACCGACCGCUCCCUCGUCAAAUCUCUCUGACUGGGGCUCCCCGAAUGGAAAGCUCGAGUGGGGAAUGCAGGUCGGAGACGAGCUGAACAAGCUGAGACGGAGCGUCUCCUUUGGCAUCCGAGGGAACAGCCCCUCGGUCCACAUGCCGGCCACCGCGAGGGACUACAGUGACGAGCCAGACGUCUCGUGGGUAAACUCUCUUGUGAAAGACAGCGCGGUGGACGGAGCCAGGCAGCUGGAUGGGCAGCCGAGGAGCGACUCGGUGGCGUGGGAGAAGGUUCCGUCAUGGGCGGAGCAAAUGUACAGAGAGCAUGAACAGAUCGUGGCUUAGGGCAAAAGCCGCUGGUUUUUGCUCGGCCAUUUCUCUAACAGAUUUGGCAAAAUUAUAUUCUUUGAUUUGUCUUAAGCUAGUUGUUUAAUAUAUGGUUUCUAGUUUAUUGACGCCGGAGAAAGAAGGAAAAUGGAUCAAAUAACUUAGUUUUCUGUAUUCUUUGCUUCUUCUUUUUUCUGUUCUUUUCAGUUCUGUGACUUUCUUAAACGAUGUAAUGUGAAAAGCGAAUAAUUGAUAUAUAUUAAGAUAAGUUGGAUCCA
Tarenaya hassleriana is the source of this 2328-nucleotide messenger RNA. Its product is annotated as zinc finger CCCH domain-containing protein 47-like. The coding region runs from base 152 to 2068 and encodes 638 amino acids. The record is from RefSeq and is a predicted model, not a curated record. Gene Ontology annotation, molecular function: metal ion binding; protein binding. NCBI's taxonomy places the organism in Eukaryota, Viridiplantae, Streptophyta, Magnoliopsida, Brassicales, Cleomaceae. The transcript has 2 exons.